Molecule: messenger RNA, 942 nt
Organism: Notothenia coriiceps (black rockcod)
Lineage: Eukaryota; Metazoa; Chordata; Actinopteri; Perciformes; Nototheniidae
Gene: rab33ba
Product: RAB33B, member RAS oncogene family a
Exons: 2
Coding region: 1-513 (170 amino acids)
Molecular function (GO): GTP binding; GTPase activity
Source: RefSeq, a predicted model, not a curated record
AUGAACAUGAGUCCACUCAGGAUCCAGCUAUGGGACACUGCGGGUCAGGAGCGCUUCAGGAAGUCCAUGGUGCAGCACUACUACCGCAACGUGCACGCCGUGGUCUUCGUUUACGAUGUCACCAACGGCACCAGCUUCCGCAGCCUGUCGGCCUGGAUAGAGGAGUGUAAGCAGCACGCUCUGGGCUCGGAGGUACCCAGGAUUCUUGUGGGCAACAAGUGUGACCUCCAAGACUCGGUCCAGGUGGGUACAGACGUGGCGCAGCAGUUUGCAGACACCCACUCCAUGCCCCUGUUCGAGACGUCCGCGAAAAACCCAAACAGCCAGGGAGACAGAGGAAACAGUGACCAUGUGGAGGCUAUUUUUCUGACGGUGGCACACAAGCUCAAGUCUCAGAAGCCCCUGGUACUGAGCCAGCCCCCCGUGGGGUCAGGGGGCACCAUCAACCUGAGCAAGGGGGGGACAGAGGGGGGAGAGGGAGCGAGGAGCUGGGGUUGCAGCGGCGGAUGCUGAGGGAGGGAGGGAGAGGGAGAACUUCAGCACUACACCAUGAAGCUUGCAUCGAGUCGAGGUCUAUAAAGGGAGAAUGGAUGCUGCACAAUCAGAGCACACACACACACCUCAUAUAGAAGAGGAUCAUUUAUUCGCAUGCCUGUGAGUUACUUUAUACAUGCUUUUCAGUGUUUACAGUUUGAUUGUUUUGGAAUCGUGUUCAUUGGAGUGAUCCUGAACAAGCAGCCACAAGCCUAACCCCUUUCCCCCAUUCUGCGUUCAAAACACAAGCAGCCGCAUCUAGCGGUAUGUUCCAAUUCCCUCUCUUUGAGAUACUGAGUGGAAAUAUAUUAGGGCUGUCAAGUAAUCCAUUUUAACCUGUUCAAAGUUUUCAAAUUGUUGGCAAGAAUUAACAGUGACAUCCCUAAUUAAAAAGAAAAUGCAGCCUUU